Alternaria burnsii is the source of this 1200-nucleotide messenger RNA. RefSeq names its product atp-dependent rna helicase fal1. Gene Ontology annotation, cellular component: catalytic step 2 spliceosome; nucleolus. Bases 1 to 1200 code for a protein of 399 amino acids. The transcript is spliced from 3 exons. NCBI's taxonomy places the organism in Eukaryota, Fungi, Ascomycota, Dothideomycetes, Pleosporales, Pleosporaceae. The record is from RefSeq and is a predicted model, not a curated record. Gene Ontology annotation, molecular function: RNA helicase activity; mRNA binding; ATP binding.
AUGGCCGACGGAAUCGAUCGAAAUGCCGACGACAAGAUGGAGUUCUCCACCUCCAAGGAGGUCACGGUCGCGCCAACCUUCGAGGCAAUGCACCUGAAGGAGAACUUGCUACGCGGUAUCUACGCCUACGGUUACGAAUCGCCUUCAGCGGUGCAGUCACGUGCUAUUGUGCAAAUCUGCAAAGGUCGCGACACUAUUGCGCAGGCGCAGUCCGGAACAGGAAAGACUGCGACUUUCUCCAUCUCUAUCCUUCAGGUCAUCGACACAGCUGUACGCGAGACGCAGGCACUCGUGCUGUCGCCCACCCGUGAACUUGCGACCCAGAUUCAGCAGGUCAUCGUGGGUCUCGGUGACUACAUGAACGUACAGUGCCAUCCUUGCGUUGGAGGAACAAAUGUCGGCGAGGACAUCCGCAAGCUUGACUACGGCCAGCACGUCGUCUCUGGAACCCCGGGACGCGUUGCUGACAUGAUUCGCCGCCGCAACCUUCGCACACGCAACAUCAAGAUGCUCGUUCUCGACGAAGCCGAUGAGCUUCUCAACCGAGGUUUCCGUGAGCAAAUCUACGACGUGUACCGCUACCUACCGCCCGCGACACAGGUCGUAGUUGUUUCAGCCACCCUUCCAUACGAUGUGCUCGAGAUGACAACCAAAUUCAUGACGGACCCCGUGCGCAUUCUAGUUAAGCGUGACGAAUUGACGCUGGAGGGCCUCAAGCAAUACUUUAUCGCUAUCGAGAAGGAAGAAUGGAAGUUUGACACGCUGUGCGAUCUCUACGACACACUCACCAUUACACAAGCAGUCAUCUUCUGCAACACCCGCCGCAAGGUGGACUGGCUCACGGACAAGAUGCGCGAGGCCAACUUUACCGUAUCCUCCAUGCACGGAGAGAUGCCCCAGAAGGAGCGAGACAGCAUCAUGGCCGACUUCCGCCAGGCCAACUCUCGCGUCCUCAUCUCAACCGAUGUGUGGGCGCGUGGUAUUGACGUGCAACAAGUGUCGCUGGUCAUCAACUACGAUCUUCCCUCGAACCGUGAGAACUACAUCCACAGGAUCGGUCGAAGCGGGCGGUUCGGACGCAAGGGUGUGGCCAUCAACUUCGUCACCCAGGAUGAUGUUCGUAUCCUCCGUGACAUUGAGUUGUACUACUCUACCCAGAUUGACGAGAUGCCUAUGAACGUUGCGGACCUGCUCUCAUAA